Rattus rattus (black rat) is the source of this 1253-nucleotide messenger RNA. It is a transcript of the gene Lrmda, whose product is annotated as leucine rich melanocyte differentiation associated. Gene Ontology annotation, biological process: melanocyte differentiation. The transcript has 6 exons. Gene Ontology annotation, molecular function: protein binding. NCBI's taxonomy places the organism in Eukaryota, Metazoa, Chordata, Mammalia, Rodentia, Muridae. The coding region runs from base 120 to 887 and encodes 255 amino acids. The record is from RefSeq and is a predicted model, not a curated record.
GCAGUUCUCUGUGGCCGACCGGCGCCUAGGGCUUCCGCUGGUCAGCUGACCGCCCAGUGCGGAACUGCACCACCAGCCACCCUGCUCAGUGCCGCCCCGCCUGCUGGGUCCUCUCCACCAUGGCUGGGCUCAUGGUCAGUGGAACUCAAGUGUCCUACGUAGGCCAGUACUGCAGAGAAAUUCCAGAGUCCCUGGGCCGGGACUUUGGACAUUUUGCAAAGAGGCUUGACCUGAGCUUCAACCUCUUGAGGUCACUGGAAGGACUGAGUGCAUUCAGAAGCCUGGAGGAGCUCAUUUUAGACAACAAUCUGCUCGGAGACGACCUCGUGUUGCCAGGGUUACCCCACUUGCACACCUUAACCCUCAACAAGAACCGAAUUACCAACUUGGAGUACCUCCUGGAUCACCUGGCAGAAGUGACACCAGCCUUAGAGUACCUCAGCCUGCUGGGAAACGUGGCAUGUCCUAAUGAGCUGGUCAGCUUGGAGAAGGACGAGGAAGACUAUAAGAGAUACAGGUGCUUUGUUCUGCACAAGCUGCCUAAUUUGAAGUUUCUGGAUGCCCAGAAAGUCACCAGACAAGAACGGGAGGAGGCAUUGGUCAGAGGGGCCUUCAUGAAUGUGGUGAAACCCAAGGACUUCAGAGACAGCCAACAUCACCAAUCCCAGCCAAGUACAGCAGACGAAGUCUUUGUGGUACCCUGGGGUCAAAUACUGGCCAUCCGUCCUUUCCCACAUCCGUGCCUACACUGCACAGGGCAGAUCUUUCUUUAUCUUGCCCUCAUUUGCUUUGAGAUUGGAAACUGUAAAGUGCUGAUAGAAAGCCAAAGAAGGACUAAUUGUGCUGCCCAUGUCCUAGGAUGUUGUAUUCUGUCUGUCUGUGCCUGAUGUUGAGCCCCGUACACAUAGAAGGACAGACCCGUUGACACAUUUUACAUAUGAUGGGAUUCAGUCCCAGAGCAGUUUGUGGAGCUGAUCAAGGUCACUGGGUCAUGAAUUCCUGAGCUAGAAUUGUACCCUUAUGUCUGACAUGGGGCCAGUCUCCUCUCUCUCUGCUGUUUUAGCCCUGGGGAGAGAGAGUUUCCAUGGAGUGUCUUGGACAAUUGAAACUUCUCAGGGAAGCCUGAGUGAGAGAGACAGGUGGGGAUGUAGUGUUUUUUCUGCAUGGGGAGAGGUGGAAUCUCCUCUUGCCUUUGAGCAUGAUGUGGAAGGGUUCCUUAAAACUCUGCCGUCAGCCGUCGGAGUCAUUAGCAA